Messenger RNA from Fusarium venenatum, 1803 nucleotides. RefSeq lists its product as uncharacterized. Gene Ontology annotation, cellular component: tRNA-intron endonuclease complex. Lineage: Eukaryota; Fungi; Ascomycota; Sordariomycetes; Hypocreales; Nectriaceae. Gene Ontology annotation, molecular function: nucleic acid binding; tRNA-intron lyase activity. The record is from RefSeq and is a predicted model, not a curated record. Gene Ontology annotation, biological process: tRNA-type intron splice site recognition and cleavage; tRNA splicing, via endonucleolytic cleavage and ligation.
AUGGCUGAGAUUCAAUCAUUAAAUACAGAGCCCGUUGGUAUCGUGCCGACCACGGAUUCUGCCGGCCAACGGCAAUCCCAGCAGCGAGGGCCACCAUUGCACCAGAUCUAUGCCCUUCCGGCACCGAUCCGCACGUUUCCUCUGCCGGCCUUUUACCCGAACAACCCCAUAUCCUUCUUCCAUGUUGCGUAUGCGUGGUUAGGCCAGCUGUGGUCUCCACCAAAGGCGGAACCCUCAGUUGUGCACAUUGGAACCUGGUCUGCCGCUACAUCGUCUGUCCACAUUACGGAUGAUGUCUCUACCCGAGCCUUGUGGGAGCAAGGCUUCUAUGGAAAGGGUACUCUAAGUCGUAGUGAGCCAAAUUGGCUUAAGCGUGAGCAGGUCCGACAAGGACUUGCUGAUGCACAUGUCAGCGAAAUCAUGACAGUGCAGAGACGUGAAGAGCGUAUGCGCGCCAAGUGGGAGCGAGCACGUCUCGAGCAGGAAGUGAUUAGAGAGACUAGACUGAAGGAAGCCGAAGAAGCGAAAGCGAGGGAAAUUAAGGCACAAGAAACCAAAACCCUAAAGGCAGAGCAAAAGAAGCUGCGAGCCCAAGAGUCGAAAGACAUUGCAUCGCUCGGGUCUGACAAGCCAAUUUCACCCUCCGCCGCCGCUCUUCCAACCUACGAGUCACCUGUCAGCCCUGCCGCACUUCUGUCUUUACCAAACUCAUUGGCAGACCUGGUUCAGCCCAAGCCCAUUCAGCCUGUCGAACCUGUCAUUCUUGUGCCAACAUUUGCCUCGCCAGUGUGCCCUGGGACCAUUCUAUCUCUACCAAACUCGGCGUCAGAUAUCGUCAGUGAGCUUGCUGGUGACAAGGCUACCGAUGAGCUCAAUAUUCUUGGGAUUUCUGGAUCCCAUAUGGCUGGACUUGGUCUGUCUGUGGAUACUGUGCGUUCCAACUCGGUCAACGGAGUCGUUACCAAUGGCACGGCUUCUGUUAUAAGCUCCGCAUCUGAUGAUGAAGACGUCACGAGACCGAAGAACCGUCGCAAGAGCGUCCGAUUUUCUCCUACUGUGGAGUCAACUACGUUUCAUUUCGCAGACCCUCCAAGCCCCAAACGUGUAGAGUCCAACGGCAAGCUGAAUGGGCUGGGUGAUGCCCGCCCUAUCUCGCCUGUAGCUCUUAACGGACGAAAAGAAGACGCCCAAACGGAUAUUGCAAGCAAGCCUAUUCUGAAGAAUAUGGAACACCUCCAGCUUAUGCCCGAGGAGGCUUUCUUCCUAAGCUUCGGCUUGGGGGCCUUGCAAGUUACCGACCCUGCUUCUGGCUCUCAGUUGUCAUCGUUGGAUUUGUUGAGACUCUUCCGACAGCAUUCAUACUUCCCCCCUCGUGUUGAGGCUGAAGACCCUGCCCUUCAGCCCGACGACAACUUUUUGGUUCACUACGCCGUCUAUCACCACUUCAGAUCGCUUGGUUGGGUUCCUCGUGGCGGUAUCAAGUUUGGUGUUGACUGGAUGUUGUACACUCGAGGACCUGUUUUUGAUCAUGCCGAGUUUGGAUUGAUUGUCAUUCCGUCCUACUCUGAUGCCCUUUGGAAGGAAAGCGGAAAGCAGAAGCCGCAAAAGACCUGGCAAUGGCUUCAUGGGACUGUGCGCGUCCUUUCACACGUCACCAAAAGUCUUGUGCUCGUUUAUGUGGAUGUGCCACCUCCAUCCAAAUUCGAGCAGGCUCUUGAGCAAGGUGUCGCCGAGGCCCUGAAGCUAUACAAGGUCAGAGAAGUGAUGGUCAAGCGAUGGUCAAGCAAUCGCAACAGAGGAUGA